UCGUAUUACUCGCUUUGCAGGCGGUUUCAUACAUUGUCGUUUUAAUUAAGGCGUAAAUAUGAGUGAAUUAUCAUCAACAAACCUAUUUGAAUCCCAAACAAUUAUCGCUGAUCACAAAGACCUUAUCCACGAUGUGGCUUACGACUUCUACGGCGAAAGAAUGGCCACUUGUUCUAGUGAUCAGUAUGUUAAGGUGUGGGAUGCCGAUGGACAGGAUGGUUGGAGGCUCACAGCUAGCUGGAAAGCGCAUCAUGGCUCAGUAUGGAAGGUGACAUGGGCACAUCCUGAGUUUGGCCAAGUCCUUGCCACUUGUUCCUUUGAUAGAACUGCCGCAAUUUGGGAGGAAGUUGGAGACACAACUGCAUCUGGGUCAGAGAAGGGUCUCCGCACAUGGGUAAAGAGGUCCAAUCUCGUGGACUCCAGAACUUCAGUCACAGAUGUCAAGUUUGGUCCUAAACAUUUAGGGCUACUUCUUGUCACAUGUUCUGCUGAUGGUAUUAUAAGGAUAUAUGAAGCACCAGAUGUAAUGAAUUUAGCUCAAUGGACUCUCCAACAUGAAAUACCCACUAAAGUGUCAAUCAGUUGUCUAUCGUGGAAUCCUUCUUUAUCAAGGAGUAACUCAAACCCGCCCAUGUUGGCGGUUGGAAGCGACGAACCCAACAUAGCAAGCGCUACGGGCACGCAGAGCGACAAAGUAGCUUGCAAUGAAAAGGUCUUUAUUUAUGAAUACAGUGAAUCGUCAAGACGUUGGACCAGAACAGAGUGUCUCUCUUCCGUGGUGGAACCUGUCAAUGACUUGGCCUUUGCACCCAACCUGGGACGCUCCUUCCAUCUCCUUGCAGUGGCCACCAAAGAUGUGAGGAUCAUCAAAAUUGAACCUUUGCCCGAGACGUCUAGUACAUCAAACGGCGGCACGGUGCGGUUCAAGUCGGAGGUGAUGGCCGCGUUCGAGGACCACUGCUCGUGCGUGUGGCGCGUCUCGUGGAACGUCACCGGCACACUGCUCGCGUCCUCGGGCGAUGACUGCUGCGUGCGCUUGUGGAAGAUGCAAUACAUGAACCAGUGGAAGUGCGUGGCGGUGUUCAAGAGCGACUCCACGGCCGGCGAGUCAGCCGCACCUCAGCGGGCACACACCACGUACACGCGGCUGGCGGCCAUGGCCAACCCCGCGCACAUGCCGUACCACUGACGUCGGCUUCACCGGUUGGGCGAACCAACUUGCAGGGAAAGUGUCAAAAUGUUUGUCAGCAUAGACUGAAAAGAUCAUUGAAUCCAAAUGAACCGUGUAAUGUGAUACUUUCUUUUUAACUUGGUAUUUCUAAUCAGUUUUAAACACGUUAAAAUUAGCGGGUUCUAUCGUCAAAUGAAUUGUUUAAUUUAAGUUAUUAAGUACUCAUCGUUCGCCUAUAACUUAGACCUCGCGUUGAAGGCAAAUGACCUUCACACACUAUUUAUUCAAGACCGACUCGACUCUAAUUAAAAUAAUGAAAUGUGAGCUUUAUGUUACCAUCUCUAUUGUCAACACUUAAUCGGCCCACUACAGAGCACGCGUCUCCUACCACAAUGAGAAAGGGUUAAGGCCGUAGUCCACCACGCUGGCCCAGUGCGUAUUGGUGGACUCCAUACACCUUUGAGAUUAUGUAGAUCUC
Pararge aegeria (speckled wood butterfly) is the source of this 1649-nucleotide messenger RNA. It is a transcript of the gene Nup44A, whose product is annotated as nucleoporin SEH1. The transcript has 9 exons. Gene Ontology annotation, cellular component: Seh1-associated complex; nuclear pore outer ring. The record is from RefSeq and is a predicted model, not a curated record. The coding region runs from base 59 to 1189 and encodes 376 amino acids. Lineage: Eukaryota; Metazoa; Arthropoda; Insecta; Lepidoptera; Nymphalidae. Gene Ontology annotation, biological process: positive regulation of TORC1 signaling; cellular response to amino acid starvation. Gene Ontology annotation, molecular function: protein binding; structural molecule activity.